Molecule: messenger RNA, 1515 nt
Organism: Leguminivora glycinivorella
Lineage: Eukaryota; Metazoa; Arthropoda; Insecta; Lepidoptera; Tortricidae
Exons: 15
Coding region: 103-1500 (465 amino acids)
Source: RefSeq, a predicted model, not a curated record
UUGAAGUGUCGCCAAUGCAUUUAAUUGAUUGUUUUAGCUGUGGAUAGUCUAAAUGGACGUUAAACUCUUAAGCAGUACUUAGUAUUAAAAAAACAUAUAAUAAUGACGAGGAAAAUACUUAUUUAUUUUGCUUUUGCGAGUUGUAGCGCUGUAGUUGCCGACACAAUGAGAUCCAUGGACCAAUCAUAUUUAUUUGCUCCUAAAGAGUGGAGACUUCGCGAAGGCCAUAAGUACUGGCGUGCGUCAAAAAAUCAAAAGCGGCCAGAAACUCACCUAAAGGCUCGCCUCCUACAUCCCAAGCUAAUGAAAAUGAUGACUGCUGUGAAUCAACCCGAAGAUGGAGUAAGAUAUGACAAUGCAAAACAUAGAGUAAACAGGGGUCAAAAUAAAAUACGGAAGAACAAACUACGUGAGGGAUACACAAGUUUUCGUCCCGCGGGAGUCCGUAACUUACCUUGGACCCGUACCAAAUAUAUUGCACGCAAUAAACCGGAGUCCUCUCAGUCUCUUAUGAAGGGUUCUCAAGAUCGGGACGGACAGAUCUACGGAAAUCUGGACAAUCUUGGGAUAACAUAUGGUAAAACGAACGAAAGAUUAAUGUAUGGCGUCAAUAGAAAAAACAACCGGAUAUUUGAAUUUAUAAACACAAAACGACGCAAAUUAUCUUCGGGGGCUCGAACAAACAAUAAAGAGGAAACAAAUCCAGAACUCGAAAAUGCACGUAAUGUAGAUAAUCCUCUUCCUGAAAAUCGACCUCCUUCAGAUGACAUGGAAAACCUUAAUUCUGGAAAUCUCGUAGACAAUAACCAAGAUCUAGUUGAAGAUGAGAUCGGCCGAGACGUGGAGCCGUUAGAAGAUACGCCCAAGUCUGCGGCAUCGUACCCUCACACAAAAGAAUCACUAGUUUACGGAAAUUUAGAUAAUCUUGGCAUAACAUAUGGAAAAACAAAUCAACGAAUAUUGUACAGUCAGAGUAGAAGAAAUACAGUACUGGAAACCUUACUGAGGCUGUUAGAUCAACCAUCGAAUUCCAGAGACUCGAGUCAUAAGAAACCCCUUGUUGUGGUGAUUUAUAGAGAUCCCAAAAGAAAAUUAAAGCCUAAGCUCAAGUUACCCCAGCGGUUUUAUGCGAAUAAAAUAACUCAGAGUGACAACUUGUCAUCAGAGUUCGGGAACAAGCCCGUACUAUGGCAUACUAGAAGAAAUAAUACUCAUGCAAGUGAUUCUGAGGACAUCGGUUCAGACGACUCUUCUGAAGGCGAAUUUAACGCCCACAAUCCUUUUACUGUGCACAAAAAUCGAUACUUACAGAACUAUGUUUGGAAUUAUAAGAUGACAGGCGAUCACAUGAAUGUGAACCCUUACGCACCUCGGUUCACUGCUUAUGGAGCAACUGCACCUGAAUUAUUUUAUUCUAGAAAAUGGUGGUAUUUUAACCAGGUACGUUUUGUAAGCUUUGACGAGCGGUCUGGCCUAGCGCGCAGUGACCCUGCCUGCUAAGCCGCGGUCCUGGGU